This is a messenger RNA of Olea europaea var. sylvestris, 3945 nucleotides long. RefSeq lists its product as uncharacterized. Bases 763 to 3570 code for a protein of 935 amino acids. The transcript has 2 exons. Lineage: Eukaryota; Viridiplantae; Streptophyta; Magnoliopsida; Lamiales; Oleaceae. The record is from RefSeq and is a predicted model, not a curated record.
UUUCCUCAAUUUUCAAACAUUUUGUGAUGUAAAUGCAUUUGCAUUGUUGUUGGGUUCUCUCUUUGGCUAGCAGAAAAGCUAGAGAGGGAAAGAUAGGAGAGAGAAAACAAAGCUCAUCAGGUGUUUGAAGAAAGGAGUAGGGGUUCUUCUUCCGUUAAAUGUACUAGCUAGAGACAGUCUCUUCAAAGAAUUUUGUUUUAAUUUUGGUGCGUCAAAGUAUUUCUCUUUCACAUUCAAUUCUUUGGGAUCUGGUUGUUGUGUAUAUGUGCUUUUUCUUGGUUUCUCCUUGUCGGGUUUUUGCGAAAAUUUCUGUUAAAGAUUGAACCUUUGGAUACUCUGUUUCUUGAAUAUCUUGUCGAUUCUUGUGUGGUUUUUCUUUUCUUGAUUUGCAAUUUUUCUUUACUGUUCGAAGUGAAAUACUAAAUUCACUGGAUUUCACACUUCAAUCCCAAAGUCUCUGAAUACAAUUUACCCUUUUACUCCUACUCUGUUGUCCUCAUCUAAACCUAAUCUUCAGGAAAGCUCAAAUCUGGGGUUUUCAUGGUCUGGUCCAAUUUUAAUUAGUUCUCUUUUCAGUCAAUGUCAAAACAGUAUACGUCUAUUAAAUUUUUGAAAAAUGAAUUAAAAGGGUUCUUUUCGCUAUGGGGUUCUGAUUUUUGAAACCGAAGGUUUAUUCUGGUGGAAGCUUUUUUAAGCUUUAAUUCCUUUUGCUUUUUGGAGAUUAAGAUUGAUUUUACAGUAGAAAGGGGGAAAAAAGCUUUGAUGCAUAUCUCACUUUGGAAGCCAUUAUCGCACUGUGCUGCUCUAAUCUUGGACAAAAAGAGCAGAAGAAAAGAUGACUCUGAUCACUCAACAGAAGAAAUCAAGAGAAACCCUUUAAUUCUGAGGAAAUUGCAAGAGCAUAGGCUGAUGGAGGCUCUUGAAGAAGCAUCUGAAGUUGGAUCUCUUGUUAAAUCCCAAAACAUUGAUUCUGAUUCCAUGGUCAAUCAAGAUGAGGCUUUGGGCCGAUCACGAUCACUUGCUCGACUAAAUGGACAGGCAGAGUUCCUUAGAGCCACUGCCAUUGCAGCUGAGCGCACAUUCUGUUCUUGUGACUCCAUUCCUGAGCUUGUAGAGGCAUUCUCUAAGUUCCGCACGAUGUAUCCUAAGUAUCAGUCAUCGGAGAGGAUUGAUCAGCUGAGGGCAGAUGAGUACUCACAUCUCUCUGUUGCCAAUUCAAAGGUAUGUCUUGACUACUGUGGGUUUGGAUUGUUUUCAUUGCUACAAACAGUUCAUUAUUGGGAAUCGUCUACAUUUAGCUUGUCUGAGAUUACUGCAAAUUUGGGAAAUCACGCUUUAUAUGGGGGAGCUGAGAAAGGCACCAUUGAACAUGAUAUAAACACGAGAAUAAUGGACUAUUUGAAUAUCCCUGAGAAUGAGUAUGGCCUUGUAUUUACUGUAAGUCGUGGCUCAGCCUUUAAACUGUUAGCUGAAUCCUAUCCAUUUCAAACGAACAAAAGGUUGUUGACCAUGUUUGAUCAUGAUAGCCAGUCUGUGAAUUGGAUGGCUCAGAGUGCUAGAGAGAAAGGUGCCAAAGUUAAUAGCGCAUGGUUUAAAUGGCCUUCUCUCAAGCUCUGUUCGACUGAUCUGAGGAAACAAAUUUUGAACAAACGGAAGAGGAAGAAAGACUCCGCUGUUGGCCUUUUUGUUUUCCCUGUGCAGUCCAGAGUUACAGGUAUGAAGUACUCGUAUCAAUGGAUGGCCCUGGCUCAACAGAACAACUGGCAUGUUUUGCUUGAUGCUGGGUCAUUGGGCCCAAAGGACAUGGAUUCCCUUGGAUUAUCUUUGUUUCGACCAGAUUUCAUUAUCACUUCUUUCUACAGAGUGUUUGGCUAUGACCCUACUGGAUUUGGAUGUCUUUUAAUCAAGAAAUCUGUGAUGUCAAGCCUUCAGAAUCAGUCUGGUCAUGCUGGGUCGGGUAUAGUGAAAAUUACUCCUGUGUUUCCUCUGUACUUGAGCGAUUCAAUGGAUAAUUUUCCCGGAUUUGUUGAGGACGAAGAAGUCAGUGGGGAUGAAGUCAACUCGGAAACUCGUCCAGUGUCUCAGUUGCCUGCCUUUUCUGGUGCUUUCACAUCUGCACAGGUGAGGGAUGUAUUUGAAAAUGAGAUGGAGCAUGAUAACAGUUCUGAUAGGGAUGGGACAAGCACUAUUUUUGAGGAAACAGAGAGUAUUUCUGUUGGGGAGGUAAUGAAAAGCCCUGUCUUUAGUGAAGAUGAAUUGUCGGAUAACUCACCGUGGAUUGAUUUGGGUCAGAGUCCACUUAGUUCUGGUAAAGCUGGUCAGUUCAACAAACUCAGCGUGGCCUCUCCAUCACCACCAGUUUGGUUCUCUGGCAGAAAAGCUCGUCAGCAAAUUUCUCCGAAAGCACUAUCAAGCAGCCAGAUGUUUGACAAGGAAUUGAAUCCAGGACAUCAUGUUGACCACCAUGUAUUAUCAUUUGAUGCAGCUGUUCGAUCAGUAUCUCAAGAAUUGGACCAUUUUAAGGAGAUUCCUGAAGAAGAACAAAUUACUGAAAGAAAUGAGGCUUUGAGAGAAUGUAGAACUCCAGACUAUCAUCAUUUUCAGGAAAUUGAAGAAGAAACCGAUACCAACAAACCACUGGAUUCUGCUGUGAAUGGAUACGGUCCCAACAACUUAUCUUCUGCUUCUAAUCAUAUAAGCAUUCAGAGUGGCUCAGCUUCAGAGAUAUUCCCCGCUACAAAGGAAAGUGCGAUAAGACGAGAGACAGAAGGUGAGUUUAGGUUGCUGGAAAGGAGAGAGAGGAGUAGAAUUGCAGGUGGUAGAUUUUUUGGCAUAGAAGAGACGGAGCAGCCUGGAAGCAGGGGAAGAAGGGUAUCCUUCAGCACUGAAGACAAUAACAGAGCUUGUCUUAGCCAUACUCUGGAGCCAGGAGAAUUAUCAGCCACCAGCCUCGACGAUGAGGAUUACCUUAGUAAUGGGGAAGGUGAACAAGAGCUGGGCAGGACUGAACCCGAGUUAAUCUGUAAGCAUCUUGAUCACAUAAACAUGUUGGGUCUCAACAAGACAACCUCGCGACUCCGAUUCCUGAUUAAUUGGCUUGUAACUUCAUUGCUUCAGUUGAGAUUCCCGGGUUCAAACGGAAAGGACAGUGUACCACUUGUUCAGAUCUAUGGCCCGAAAAUUAAAUAUGAAAGAGGUGCAGCUGUUGCAUUCAAUGUGAGGGACAGAAACCGGGCUAUGAUUAGUCCAGAAGUUGUUCUGAAGCUGGCCGAGUCACAGGGUAUCUCUCUUGGUGUUGGCAUUCUCAGUCACAUUCGGAUUCUGGAUAGCUCCAAACAGCAACAAGGAUCUUCGAGUCUUGAGGAUACAACCCUUUGCAAGCCAAUGGAAAAUGGCAGACAAGAUGGUAAAAGCGGAUUUGUUAGAUUUGAGGUUGUCACUGCUUCUCUUGGCUUUUUGUCCAAUUUCAACGAUGUUUAUAAGUUGUGGGAAUUCGUGGCUAAAUUUCUUGAUCCAGCCUUUGUCAAAGGGGGAGUCCUUGCGCCUGUUGCAGAAGAGGUAGAAGCAUGAGGCCUGAAACUUGUGUUACUGUUCUAUAUUUCCUUUACCCAUUACAAGGGGGAGAAGCAGAGAUGUAUUGCCAGUCGAUGGUUCAAUAUCAGGGGCAAAUGGUUCAUUUCAGGAACGGCAGACGAUUCAAGUGUAAGAGAAACAAAAGAUGGAAACGUUUUGGAUAGAUUUCUUUUGCCCCUCUUCCUCCAAGUAGAUGGCUCGUUCAUUUGCUUGGAAUUUUUGCUUUUACCUUCUGGGGUUUUGUAGAGUUAGUGUUAGAAAUAUAUUUUGUCUCAAAUGGUAAUGAAGAAUUAGAGCAGAUAUAAAUGCGUGUAAUAGCUUGUUAUUGACCAAAGUAAUCUGAUGGACAAAAAUCUUCUAAUUUUGCUUGCU